Molecule: messenger RNA, 3783 nt
Organism: Bactrocera dorsalis (oriental fruit fly)
Lineage: Eukaryota; Metazoa; Arthropoda; Insecta; Diptera; Tephritidae
Gene: SAK
Product: serine/threonine-protein kinase PLK4
Exons: 7
Coding region: 346-3042 (898 amino acids)
Biological process (GO): protein phosphorylation
Molecular function (GO): protein kinase activity; protein binding; ATP binding
Source: RefSeq, a predicted model, not a curated record
GAUAAAUGUAAUAAUUUUCAUAAUUCGAAAAAUAUAAGUGUUUUAAUUUUUUUUUUAAUUUCAAUUGAGUAUUAGGCAAUAUUUUAAUAUUGAAAUAUUCUAAAUUGGCUGUGCUGUCAUGUAGCUGUCAUAUACCAGUUGAUAGCGCGCGGCUUUGUUUAGUGAGCAUAAACGUUUUUUGACGUUGACUUCGAAUUUAAAAGAAAUAAAAAGUGCCAAGGAAUGUAGGCAGGUGUGAUGCUAUUAUUUAUUUACAUAAUUAUUGAGGAAAAACAAUUAUUUUUGAAUAGUAAAGUAAAAAGUUAAGUGUUGGUUGAUUAAAGAUUGUAAAAGCUUAUCCCAACAAUGUCUAUACACGUUGGAUUAGGGGAGUGUAUUGAGGAAUAUGAAGUACUUCAUCUACUUGGCAAAGGAGGCUUCGCUAGUGUUUAUAAGGCGCGUUGUACGCGUACAAAUCAAAUAGUGGCUAUUAAAAUGAUUGACAAACAGCUUAUACAGCGUGCUGGCUUAGCCAACAGAGUACGACAAGAAGUUGAAAUACAUUCGCGUCUAAAACAUCCAUCUGUUCUGGAGUUGUACACAUUUUUUCAGGAUGUUAACUAUGUAUAUCUGGUGCUAGAGCUGGCACAUAAUGGCGAGUUGCAUCGUUAUAUGAAACAACAGAUGGGACGGGCCAUGACUGAGGAUGAAGCGGCGAACAUACUACGACAGGUAGUUUCGGGUCUGUUGUACUUACAUUCUCAUCAGAUAAUGCACCGUGAUAUAUCACUUUCGAAUUUGUUACUAAGCAAAGAUAUGCAUGUCAAGAUUGGCGAUUUCGGACUAGCAACUCAAUUAAAAUGGCCUGAUGAGAAACACAUGACUAUGUGCGGUACACCAAAUUACAUAUCACCUGAAGUGGUAACUAGAGCUCCCCAUGGCUUACCGGCUGAUGUUUGGGGUCUUGGUUGCAUGUUCUACACACUGCUUGUCGGACACCCACCCUUUGAUACAGAUGCAGUACAGUCCACACUUAACAAAGUUGUAAAGUCGGAUUUCCAAAUACCACAACAUCUCUCGUACGAUGCACAAGAUUUAAUAGAACGUUUAUUAAAAAAGGAUCCCAAUGAACGAAUAACCUUAGAACAAGUGCUACAACAUCCAUUCAUGCUGCGUCAUGAACAAGGUUGUGUCACAGCUGCAGGUUCAGCUGCUCCCGGCAUAAGCGUUGACAUUAACGAGUGCAUGCAAAAUCAUAGGCAAAAAUAUCAACAGCAACAAAGUGGCUCAAGCUGUGACAGCGGCAUUAUAACAUUUGCCAGUAGCAACUCUAGUUCAUCACGUACUGCUGCACUACAACGUUCACGUUCAAUGGAAAAAUAUCCAAUGCGCGGUGGUACAUUGGAGCGUAUACAUGAGCAUCAACAAAAUAAUGCUGACUUUGCGCCAAUGAAGGCGGCACAUUCCUAUAAUUCUUUUGCCAGUGACUAUUUGGAAACAAAUCAACAACGUCCAUUCCAAGCAUCAACUCCUCAAAGUAAUAGCAUGGACAUUGAGUGGCAAUCUAACGGCUCAUCCAAAUACAAUAGUUUACCAACAACACCACGUUACGUGGUUGAAAACCGUUUUCCGCUUCCCAAACCAUGUGGGGAAAAUGUUGAAAAUAACUUUCCCGCUGGUGGUAUUGAUUACUUGCCGCAUAAGUCUAAUCAUAUGGACGGUAUGCACAAAGUACUGAAGCCAACUAAUGAAGCUUCGCAAGAACAAAAAAGUACACCAGAACGUUUGGGUGUGCCACCAUUAAACACGAAUCGUCUUUUGCCUACACGUUAUAAAACCAAAAAUGCCAUCAUGAGUAUUUUAUCGGGUGGCGAGGUGGCAUUGGAAUUCAUAAAAUAUAAAAGCCGUUUACGUGAAGAUCGUAUCACCGAUAUAUAUUGGUUUUCAAAAGAUGGAAUGCGUAUUACCAUUUACCAACCAGAUCCAGGACGAGGUCUACCUAUUAGUGAAGAAUCGCCCCCAGCGCCAGCAGAUGGUAUCGCUGCUAAUCAUUCCAUUUACUCUUACAAUAAUUUACCCAGCAAGCAUUGGAAAAAAUAUAUUUAUGCCUCACGUUUUGUCAACUUAGUUAAAGCCAAAACUCCAAAAGUUACAUUCUUUAGCAAACAAGCAAAGUGCCAGCUCAUGGAAAGCAUGGACGAUUUUGAGGUUUUCUUUUAUAAUGGCGCAAAAGUAAUUAAAUCGCCUAAUGAUGGUGUUCGUGUAUACGAUAAGCAUGGUCGUUUGCUGAAGGACCAUGACGAGCUUACUGCCCGUAAUUUGCUGCAACAUCAAGAGGAAUGCUUAAAGCAUUGCCUGGCGAUCUGCAGUGCGCUACAGCUGGCGCAGACUAGUGGUAACUGCUGCUUUCCAGCAGUGGUGGGCCGACGACCCAGUGAUGUGGAUGUGGUGCAGGGGCAAUGUAUUAGCACGGCAAUGCGCGACACUACCAACAUCAUUUAUUUAACACCAACCUCGCAACAGGAAAGUACUAACUUUUCAACUGGCACCACAUCCUCGGGAUUUCGUAGUGGCAGCAAUUAUAGUAACUCCUCGUCGCAGCAAUCAAUGGGUUUACAGCAACAGCAAGUACAACAACAACAAAUAAUGGCAGCUCAGCCAAAUAUACCGAUACGCAAACUUAACAUACCUGGCGUUGGUAUCGCCACAGAACUUUCGCAUGGCAUUAUCCAAGUACAAUUCCCUGACGGUUCUCAUGUCUCAGUGAUACCCGCAAAUCAGGGCGGUGGUAUUACCUUUACACAAACAAAUGGUUCGUCCACCCACUUUAGCCCACAAGACGAUCUGCCUAUCGUGGUAAGAGAAAAAUUAGCACAAUUGCCACAGGUGGAGCGGCAAUUGAAGCAAGCGCCGCUUCUGCGCACAAACGGACAUUUUAUGCAAUCUAAGCAGACGCAUAACGGUCAUUAUGCCGCAUACGAAAGAAAUGAAGUGUUGACUACACCACGUUCUACAAAUAACACGGGUACAACGCAACAACAUGCUAUGAGAUAUUUUCGUUAGUGCCCUAGAUAUGUUUUUAACGCCUGCUCUUUGAAUUUUCGAAAAUGUGAAUUGAAUUUUCGAACGAGCAGUUUCUUAUUUCUAAAAAUAUUUUAUUUGUAAAUUGUUUUACAAACGAAAAUUAUUUUUUAUAAAAACGUUAUUGUUUAUACUUGAAUGCAAUAAAUAUUUGUAUAUUUAGUAUAUCUGAAUUGAAUUAAAGCCGAAAUAUAUAAAAUGUACGUUUGUGCUUUUGUGUGCGUUACACAAUAAAGUCCAAAUGUUUAUGCUGCGAACAAGAAAACAAGUGUAUUAACUAAGGUAUUUGUAGGAAAAACGCAUGUGAACCGCCGAGUUAUUUUUAAAAUCGUACAAAUUGUUCAUAAGUAAGUAUAAAGCUUAAAAGUACACUUAAAGGCAGGUACACUUGCCCUUGAGCUUUUAUAUGCCCAGACUAUGCUUAGCUUAGCAGAUACACACCCAUGCAAACGUAGUUUAAGCGGUAUAUUUAGCAUAUACAUAUAAAACUAGCCUAUAUCGUUUAUUCAUAGUGCAAGUUUAUUACAAGUAAUUAAUUUACAAUUAUUAAUUAAUACAUAUAUAUUUCAUUAUUAAUUCAGUAUACUUGCUUAAUGUAAUAAUAUUCAUUUAAUGUGUAUAUUAUUUUACCUGUUAAAUUAGAUUUAGCAAGUUUUAGCUAUAUGCAUUUAAAUUAAUAAUCCUUGUAGUCUUAAAAGUCAAUGAAAUAAAUUUACACAAAUU